GUUAGUGUUCAUGAAAAUCCAGCAGUCUGGGGAGGCAGCUUUGGAAUCCACCAGCGACAUCCAGCUCUCCGAGACAGAGUUGAGGGUGGAGAGAUGUCUCCCCUUCUGGCCCUGGGGCUCCUGGUGGCUGGGUUCUGCCCUGCUGUCCUCUGUCACCCAGGAGGCACACUUGACCAGCACAAUCUGACCUCAGAGGACCAAGACAAUGGCACACACGUAAACAACCUCAGAUUAGCCUCCAGCAACAUUGACUUCGCCUUCAGCCUCUACAAGCAAUUGGCUUUGGAGACCCCCGGGAAGAAUAUCAUCUUCUCCCCACUGAGCAUCUCCACAGCCUUGGCCUUCCUGUCCCUGGGGGCCCACAGCACCACCCUGGUGGAGAUUCUGGAAGGCCUCAAGUUCAACCUCACAGAGACCUCCGAGACAGAAAUCCACCAGGGUUUCCAGCACCUCCUGCGUACACUCAACGCACAGAGCGACCAGCUGCAGCUGAGCACGGGCAAUGCUUUGUUUGUCGCGGAGCAGCUGAAGCUGCUAGAGAAGUUCGUGGAGGACGCCAAGGGGCUGUAUGCGUCCGAGACCUUCGCCACCAAUUUUGAAGACUCCGCAGCCGCCAAGCAGUUCAUCAAUGACUACGUGAAGAAGGAAACCCAGGGGAAAAUCGUGGAUCUGAUCAAGGACCUCGACCCUCAGACGGUGAUGGUCCUGGUGAAUUACAUCUUCUUUAAAGCCAAGUGGAAGACGCCCUUUGAUCCCCACGAUACCUCCCAGAAGCGGUUCUACUUGAACAAGAAAAGUUGGGUGAUGGUGCCCAUGAUGAGCGUCCAAGACCUGAGCAUGCCCUACCUCCGGGACGAGGGGCUGUCCUGCACUGUGGUGGAGCUGGAGUACACAGCCAACGCCAGCGCGCUCUUUGUCCUCCCUGACGCGGGCAAAAUGCAGCAAGUGGAAGCCGCGUUGCUCCCUGAGACCCUGCAGCGGUGGAGAGACUCGCUGCAGAUGAGAUGGAUAGAUGAAUUCUACUUGCCAAAGUUCUCCAUCUCGAGUGACUAUAAUCUGGAAGGCAUACUUCCCCAGAUGGGCAUUAGUGAAGUCUUCACCACCCAGGCUGACCUGUCAGGGGUCACAGGGGACAGGAACCUGAUGCUCUCUCAGGUGGUCCAUAAGGCUCUGCUUGAUGUGGCUGAGGUGGGCACAGAAGCAGCUGCAGCCACAGGAGUGAAACUUAUUCCCAUGUCUGCAAAAGUAGGCCCAAAGACAACUGUGAAUUUCAACAGGACCUUUCUGGUGAUCCUCAUCCCCACAGAUUCCCUGAACAUCCUCUUUCUGGGCAAAGUCGCCAACCCUAAGCAAACCUAGAGCUCCCCAACAAGCGGUGGGUCCCCUGCUAAGGAGCCGGGAGUGGGAGCUGGGCGUGCAGGUCUGGGGGCACAGCCUGGCCUUUGCGCAGUGAGUGGCUGGGGCAUGCCUGGCCCUGUCUGCUCAUCCUUCUGAAGAAGAAAGUGACUGACUGUGUGGCUCCCACAUGCACAGGGAGCCCACGGACUCUUCCAUCUGGAGGCUCCAAGGCCUCCUGAUAGCAGUAAACCAUCUUCCUUGAACUGAAUACUUCCCUUGUGCCUUUUUGUGCUGACUGCCUGACUCUGUUUCCUGCAGUGGCCCAUGCCCCAAGACCAAGCUCCUGACCUCCCACGCAGGCUCAGUCCCAGCCUUGGCUCUGAGCCCAUUCUGCCUUCAGGUUCAGCAGCCUGACCAGGACCAUACUUUGCACCUAUGGUCAAAUGCACCUGGAUCUCAGGCUCAAGACCAGGAGGGGACCCCGAUGCCCUAAGACUGAUUCCUGCCCUAGAGACUACCUGCUCCCCAGUUUCAGCUUCACUCUUCUCUCCCCAGGGCCCAGGCUCUGCCCACCUGCUUACUCUUGCAUAGGGCUCCUAGUCCUGACCUUACCUAGCACAGCCCCUAGACCCCUCACCCUUGUAGCUGAGCAGGGCCUUAUGGUGGGAUCUCCCUCUUCUGCCCCCAGCACCCAUAAUCUGGGGAGAGCGGCUACUUUCCAGGUUCCCAUACUGAGCUCUUCAACUUCUUACCUGUUCCCGGUCCUCAUGCUGACAGAUAAUCUCCUUCGGCAACAAAUAUGCAGGGCUGGGAAUAAAUGAGCAAUAAAUGCACACCUGCAGUAAA
Cynocephalus volans (Philippine flying lemur) is the source of this 2184-nucleotide messenger RNA. It is a transcript of the gene SERPINA3, whose product is annotated as serpin family A member 3. NCBI's taxonomy places the organism in Eukaryota, Metazoa, Chordata, Mammalia, Dermoptera, Cynocephalidae. Gene Ontology annotation, molecular function: serine-type endopeptidase inhibitor activity. The transcript has 5 exons. The record is from RefSeq and is a predicted model, not a curated record. Bases 94 to 1359 code for a protein of 421 amino acids. Gene Ontology annotation, biological process: negative regulation of endopeptidase activity.